AUGGCUACAAUUAUUUCACCAAAGCAAUUUUCUCCUGUUGAAGAUGCAGAAAAUAUCAAGAAGGCUUGUCAAGGAUGGGGAACAGAUGAGAAGGCCAUAAUUUCGAUACUAGGACAUCGAAAUCUGUUUCAAAAGAAGCUCAUCAGACUAGCUUUUGAAGAAAUUUAUCAUGAAGAUCUCCUCCAGCAGCUUAAGUGUGAGCUGUCUGGGGACUUCCAGAGAGCUAUAAGCCUGUGGACUUUGGAUCCUGCUGACCGAGAUGCUCUCUUAGCCUACGAGGCCUUGCAGAAAACUACUCCUGAUUGCAGAGCAAUUGUUGAAAUAGCAUGUACCGGAUCCCCUGAAGAUCUCCUGGCCGUGAAACGUGCUUACAAAUUUCGCUACAAGCGUUCCCUUGAAGAAGACCUGGCUUCUUGCACCUCUGGUGAUAUUCGAAAACUUCUGGUUGCUGUAACAAGUGCUUAUAGGUACGAUGGUGAUGAGUUCGAUGAGACAGUUGCACAUUCUGAAGCUAGUGUUCUCCAUAAAGAAAUCCAUGAAAAGGCUUUUAACCAUGAGGAAAUGAUCAGAAUCUUGAGUACUAGGAGCAAAGCGCAGCUCAAUGCAACAUUCAACCUCUACAAAGACAUCCAUGGUCGUUCCAUCACAAAGGGUUUGUUGGGUGGUCCAAGUGAUGAUUAUUUCUCUGCAUUGCGUACUGUGGUCCGUUGCAUUAGAGACCCUAAAAAGUAUUAUGCAAAGGUGUUGCGAACUGCCAUCAAUAUGCCAGGAACAGACGAAGAUGCUCUCAGUCGUGUGAUCAUAACUCGCGCAGAGAAGGACCUGAAGGAGAUUAAGGAGCUGUACCUGAAGAGAAACAAUGUAUCCCUUGAUGCUGCGGUUGGUAGAGAUAGUUCCGGGGACUACAAGGCCUUUCUUCUAGCCUUAUUAGGGGCUGAGUGAUAUUAUUAACCUCUACAAUUUAAUUAGUAGUUAAGUUAGAUUUUUACUAAUUACUGAAC
Molecule: messenger RNA, 1001 nt
Organism: Theobroma umbraticum
Lineage: Eukaryota; Viridiplantae; Streptophyta; Magnoliopsida; Malvales; Malvaceae
Gene: ANNAT8
Product: annexin 8
Biological process (GO): response to salt stress; response to heat; response to water deprivation
Cellular component (GO): cytoplasm; plasma membrane
Molecular function (GO): calcium ion binding; calcium-dependent phospholipid binding; phosphatidylserine binding
Source: RefSeq, a predicted model, not a curated record